AUGAGCGAGAGCUCGAGGGGUGCUUCUCAUGAGGCAGACUCGAGCCUGGCCCAGUCACCGGCAAACUCGAGAGAUCCUAGUGUCCAGCCAAACAACAACUACGAGGAAGGACGCAUCACUGUAAGUGUCCGCGUGCGGCCGCUGAAUGCACGCGAGAUGAAGCUGAACGCCGGGAGCUGUAUCACUCCACUCGCAGCGUACAACACUCUCUACAUCCUACCGCCAGGGGGGUCGGAGCAGGAUGUGAAUGCGCUGCUCGCCGUCGACCCACAUCUGCGCGGCACUCGCCACCACCGCUUCACCUUUGACUAUGUCUACCCAGUGGAUUCCACACAGGAGCAGGUGUACGAGCAGAUCGGGAGACCGGUGCUACAGUCCAGCUUUCGCGGCUACCACACAUGCAUUUUCGCCUAUGGCCAGACGGGCAGUGGGAAGAGCUACAGUAUGAUGGGCGCAGAUGGCGGCUGCUCCAUCGACAAUGCACCGGGUAUUAUACCGCGCCUCUGCCGUGAAAUGUUUCUCGAGAUGGACAAGGUAAAGCAAGCCGCCUUGGCGAACGAGGAGAACGUUGACUUUAGCGUCUACGUCAGCUACCUGGAAAUCUACCGGGAACGUGUGCGCUCUCUCUUGAACGAGGUACACGAUGCCAGUAUUGUGACAGGCGGCAACGUGGAGUACGGGUCCCCCCCGCCGCGGGCCACAUCGGGGUCUCUGCGUCGCCAGGGCUUGCUUCACGCGGCUGACUCGGCGGAUGCUGCUCUGCGAGUGCGCGAGCACCCAACCCUUGGCGUCUAUGUCGAAGGACUCACCGAAAUCUCCGUGACGAGUGAGGAGCAGGUGCUACGACUCAUGGUGCGAGGGAAUCAGCGCCGGCACGUGGCAUCGACUCGCAUGAAUGAAACGUCGAGCCGUUCGCAUGCCAUCUUUACGCUGCAGCUGCUGCAGAACCGUACACACGCCGUCCCGCCCGGCGAGGGCGGUGAAGGCGGCUCCGGCAGCGCGAUCACAGGGGCACCAGUCACCACUGUGGCGACAAUGACGAAGCAGCUGGGUGCCAAGAUCAACUUGGUGGAUCUUGCCGGCAGCGAGCGUGUCAAGGCAACCGGGGCUGAUGGCGACACCCUCAAGGAAGGCGCGCAGAUCAACAAGUCUCUUACAACACUCGGCAUUGUCAUCAAUGCCUUGGCCGCCCAGUCCACCGCCACCACCAGGAGUUCUGCCGGACAGUCGCCAAUGAAGUCCGCUGCUGCAUCGAAGCGGCACAUCCCCUACCGAGACUCGACACUCACCUUCCUCUUGAAGGAGUCCCUGGGUGGCAACAGCAAAACCUUCAUGAUUGCCACCGUUAGCCCCAGCGCAGACAGCUACGACGAGUCGCUGAGCACACUCCGGUACGCAGAUAGGGCCAAGUCCAUCGUGAUGAAGGCGUUCGUGAAUGAAACGGCCGGCGACAAGCGAAUACGAGAGCUGGAGGAGGAGGUGGUACGGCUCCGCGAGCAAAUCCGCUCGCUGCUUAGUGCCGAGACGAGGCGCUCCUCCACUCCAAUGGCGACGCCAGCAGCAAGACCUGUGGUGCUCGCGGACAGCGACUCCUCUCAUCAGUCUUUUUUUGUCAGAGGCGGUGACGGCAACGCUGCCGAGGACAACUGGAUCGACCAGGACAAGAGUGACAGCCGUGAGACGAGCAUGGCGCACUCAUCGGGAGCCGGUAGGGAGGUGGCAAUCGUGCUCGAUGGUGAAGCGGAGCUGGCGGCCCCGCCCGCCGGCUUGAACGACCAUGCGAGCAGGGGCGUGGAGGUAUCAGAGCCAGCGUCACCAGUGGCGGACAGUCCUGUGACUUCCCGCGCCGAGUUUGUGGCAACGCUGAAGUCGGAGCUGCAUCGUGCAGAGGAAAUGAUUCGGCAGCUUUCUGCGUCCGUAGAAGAGCGCAACGCGCACACUAUCCAGCUUGUGAGGCGGCAUGAGGAGGAGCAGGCGGUGAUGCGGGCUAUGGUGGCGGCGGUGGCAACCAAGGACCCCGAGAAUAGUACCCCCGGUGCAGUGACGGCGACGAUGCGGCUUUGUCGCGAUGAGCCGUAUCUGCUAAACAUGGACGGGGCGGGUGACUGGGUUGUCGCGCAUCUUGGGCCCGGCGAGACGCUUGUAGGGGUGUUUCCGCCCAACGGUGACGCCGCGAAUGACACUGGAGCGGCGACAUCUGCCACGAAGGAUAAUAAGGGAGAUGAGAUCGACAGCCCGUCGACGUCUUUUGACUCAUCCCUCGUGCUGCCAUCGUAUCAUGCCGGCUCUGACGCCGAUGCGAAUGAGGCGGCGCCCGAUGAAGGUGCCGAGGUGCGAUAUGUUCGGCUGCCAAGGGAGUUUAGCGAGGGCGUUGGUGGGCCGCACUGCACCCUUGAGCGCUUCAAGGCGACGGACAGUGCCGCGACGCCUAGCUCGACAACGACACUAAGAGCGUACGCGGGGUACGAGACGUACGUAAUCCGCCCCAUGAACCGUAGCCCGUUUGUCGUCAAGGACGGUGACACGCUCCUGCUACAGAGCGGAGACGUGCUGGACAUAGGUGCCCACCACAUCCAGCUCAAGUACAUGGACCCUGCAGAGCCCCCAGUGACUGCGCGUGAGCGGCGAACAGUUCGCAUUGAGACGACAACAUGCGUUGGCGAGGACGGCCAGAGUGUUGAUUGGGCUGAGAGCGAUCGCGGCAUGGGCCUGGCUGCGGCUGCGCCUGCCUCUGCAGGCUCCAAGGAGGAGGAGGCGUUGAUGCCGCUGCGGCGUUUUAUCGGCUCAUCUGAUGCGCACUUGGACGCGGAGGGCGCACAUGAGGAGGCGCGCGAGACACCCGGUGCGUCUGGGGACGGCGACGGCCGUGAGGGUGGUGGCAUGAAUACGACGUCGUCUUUCGAUCGGGAAUCCUUACAUUCGGUGUUCGACAACGAAAACUCGACCUCCGCCGCCGCCGAGUACAAUGAAGAGGACAUUGGCGGGCGGCGAAACAGUCGUGAGGCCGGUAUCGGCCCCACCAUGGCGACGCCGCAGUCGCCAUUUAGACCCUUCAUUCCCACCCUGGACUUGGGCAAAGCGCUCCCAGUGAACCGGCAGUCAAUGCUUCCGCCACAGCAGAUGCCCCAACGGCAUGACUCGGCGUCCGGUGUACCCUUCGACACGACGAGCGCCAACGCUGAGAAUUCGGCAUCCUCUGUCCUACUGUCGGACUCGGAAGUCCACUCAACUGCGAACCCCUCGGUGAGCGAGGGCAUUAAGGCGCCUAGCCUCUCUAUCCCCCUUCAGCGCCGGCCGACGCCGGCAGCUGUUGCGGGUGUGAAGACGCGAAUGCCGAGCAAGCGUGCCCCGCAGACGGCGCACCUGAACUCCCACUCUGCGUUGUUCCCGUCAGAGUUGCAGUGGAUGCGCCUCAAGGUGGCGUCGAAGUCAUACCACAGUGAGCCUCCGCCACGCUUUGUGGGUCGCUACAAUCUCGUCCUCGUGGGGGCAUCCGGCAGCGGCAAGAGCAGCCUUGUGCGGAACUUGCAGACAGGGGACACGACAUGGCUGCAGUCUGCUUUAUCAACACUCAUGACGGCCGGGCGCACCUACACGGGGGCCGAUGCCCACGGCAACACACUCGCCUCGGCAGAGACGCAUCCCACAAUUGGCAUUAACACCACCAUCCUGACGGUCGCCGGCGCGACACCGAUGCGCCUUCACGUGUACGAGCUUAGCGGGACGCCGUGCUUUAGCCCACUACUAGACCAACUCCCAUCGCGCCGGGUGACAUACUUGUUAUGCUUCCCGCUAGACGGCGGACCGUCGCUCGUUGCCUUGCGCGGCAUUAUCGAGGACAUUUUGUGCCGCACAGACAGUCACACAGUGUCACUGGUGUUGGUUGCCACACACGCACACUACAGCACCGCUGCCCAUGGCAAAGACAGCAGCGGCAGCCUCUUCUCUCGCCGCCUUCCGGCCGUGCGACAGGAGAUGCUGCAAGCUCAGAUGGAAGAGGUGGAGAUGCAGGUGGUCAGUCUCGUUCAGAUGCUGCAGCCGUAUGCACAGCUGCGCCCUACCGUGGUGGGCCGGUUCGCAGUUGACAACGUGCACCGCCAAGUGUACUCAAUCGGGUAUCGGGCGGUGGAGGGGUUUCCCGAGUGGCUGCAGUGGCUCGGAGACCUAGCGCGUGACCGGUGCCGGGGUGAUGUGGAUUUCGCCAACGGACUCGUGCCUGCACGGUGCAUGGAGCUCAGCUGCCAGGUGGGUCUGCUGCGGGAGCUUGGCAAGUGGUGCCUGCCGCUGCGUGAUUUCAAGGCGCUGGCAACGGCAGUCAGUACGCAGUACGACACAGCUGAAGCCGCGAGCGCCUCCCUCGCCAAAGACACGCUGCGCCAGCAUGUGCAGCUGCUCGCAGACUGGGGCGUGCUGGCGCAUCGCUUCCGAAGCACACCGCUAUGUCGACAUGUGGUUCUUGAUGUGGCGUGGCUCUGCCGUGUGCUGACAACGCUGGCGUGCUGCGCGCUAGUCGGCGAAGCGGAGUUGGGUGGGGUCAGGACCGCGGAUUCCGCUACGAUAGUUGCCGCGGCCGGCAAGCGAGGCGCGGCGCUUCGGAAUCGAAAAGACCCGGCACUGCGUAUCUUGUUCACCCCCGAUGUGACGCGAAUCGUCGAUGUGAUGAAAGUCGCGAGUAUAGACACGGUACAUCUUCUUCGUUAUGGUGUCUUGCCGAUGCCCGUUCUCGUGACGAUGCUGGAGCCCCACUUCAAACCAUGUGACAGUAAAGGAGCUGCCGCCGCCGGCAGCGGCGGCCUUGAGGCAGGCACUAGUGCCGUGAGGAGAACAGACAACCUCGCCGUCGCUGACUUCGACCAGGCUACGAGCAACGUGCGCUAUAGCGUUCCGCUGGCUGGUGUACUCGAACUCCUUGUACUGUGCGACGCUAUCAUUCUGGGGCACAAGCUGCUCCUCAGCCCAUCCGCCGAGGAGGCGGUACGAGCUUCUACGACGUCUCCGCAGGAUUUAGUGGGGUGCCCACCCAGCCUUCCCGUCUCAGCCGCAUCACAGCAGCAAGGAGGCUGUGCCCACGAUGACGACGACCGCAGCCCGGAUGACAUCAACCCGGCGGAGGAGGGCUUUGUUGUGUACCCGCUGAGUUGUCGCACCCCCGCAUCUGCUGGCGUCACGUUGCUUUUCCCGUGCUUCCUUUCCGGUCCAUUCUACCUGUUCAAGCUCGACAUGGUUCCACGCAACUUCUUCCCGAAGCUCAUGUGCCGCCUAGCCACGGUAUCGGACAAGAUCUACCUCGGCCCUGUGCAGUCGCAGAGCUGGAGUUCACCAACGCAGUGGUGGGCAACGGAUGCGGCGCGUGUGCGAGGUGUUGUUGGCGGGAAAACACCGGCGACGCACGGCCCGUUCGACUCCUACUUUUCGGAAUGCGCUGGUAGGUCGUUUGUGCUGCCUCGAUUCUCGACGUACUGGACGGAGACCGCCGCGGAGGUCUCACCGCGACGGCGAGAUGGACUAUGGUUUGAUGCGGCAUGGCUGGUGUACAAGGACUCGGAGCACGACGAUGACUGCGAAGGCGACAACUGCCGCGUGCUUGUGCGGCUGGUACACCACAGUGUGUUCCUGUCUUUCCACUGUCACCAGGCGUGCUCGUCAUUGGGCACGAGCGGUGGCGGUGCUAGCCCUGGCGUUCAGGAUUUUUACGAAGCCGUUCUCGAAGUGGUCCGGCACGUGGUAGAGGAGUUCCCCGGAAGCAGAUGCAGCGAGUCUAUGCAGUGCUGUGUUGACCCUGUGAUACUGCUUGAGAUGGAGAUGAAGCACCCCGCUCUUCAGUCCGACCAAGAGGCGGCAGCCUUGCACCGUCACGUGCGAUUUGCCAGCAUCAACGACAACCUGAACAGCCUUGAGCGCGUGCUUGCCAAGAGCGGCUGGGCGCUGCAGACUGCCCGCACCUCCCGCCGCUCUCACACGUCACGUUCGGAAGAUGGUGAGGACGAGAGCGCCUACGUGCCACUACUGCGCAACUUCAGCGCCACGUGUCCGCUUGACGUUGCCGAGUGCAUUCGGCGCUGGAGGACGGAGCAGCACUUCGACAUGUCCACUGAGCUGGAGGCACGGCUGAUGGGUGCACUGCAGGAGCUUGGUACAUGCUACCAUGGGCCGGCACCGGUCGCUUUUAACAGCUGUUUCGCGCUGGAUCGCUUGCUGGACGUGCUGACUCACAUUGACACGGUGUGA
Molecule: messenger RNA, 6228 nt
Organism: Leishmania mexicana MHOM/GT/2001/U1103
Lineage: Eukaryota; Euglenozoa; Kinetoplastea; Trypanosomatida; Trypanosomatidae
Product: putative Unc104-like kinesin
Exons: 1
Coding region: 1-6228 (2075 amino acids)
Biological process (GO): cytoskeleton-dependent intracellular transport; microtubule-based movement
Cellular component (GO): kinesin complex; microtubule
Molecular function (GO): ATP hydrolysis activity; microtubule motor activity; ATP binding
Source: RefSeq, a predicted model, not a curated record